AUGUACAAGAAUCGGAAUAGUGUGUAUGAAGGCCAUAUAAACAUGUAUCCUCCUCAGCAACAACAGAUGAAUAGAAACCCAACAACUGGUACAACGGAUAUUAAGAGCGAGUCGAAUAAUUUCUUACCGUAUGCUGUAGAGGAUUUUGAAACAAGAGAUUCUGUGUCUUCUGUUUACGUUUCUCCGACGUCAGCAUCUAUGGUUCAUAGUGUACCGGGCCAUGAGCUGCAAAAUUUACAAGAGACACCACCAGUUCCUGCAGAAGCCCAGUUUCCGUCUUUUACGUCUCCUCCAAAGAGCUUCGAGUUUACUACUCACGCUUCACCCAAUAUGUCUCAUAGUAAGGAGGACGAGAAUGACAGACCGCUUUCAGAGUUUAGCGAGGAGGCUUUGAAGUUUUAUAAAGUUUACCAGACCACGAUCAACGAUGCGCUGAGCUUCACACCUGAAAUACAACUUGCUUGGUGUGAGAUUUUGCUAGAGUAUGCAUUUAAACCUAACUUCUUGAGCCGGUAUAGUAUAAAUGCUAAGAAACUAAAGAGAGAGCUUACACCGCAAGAACGAGAAAAGAACAAGGCCACGCUAUUGGAACAUGCAUUAAAAGUGCUUACAAAGCUUCUGAAAAUGAAGUAUCCUCCAGCUAUAUAUUUAAUGGGUACUCUCUAUUCUCAGCAGCCUUACUUGGAUAUCGAUCAGGAAGCCAUCGUUCCCAAAAACGAUGUGAAGGCCCUAGAAUACUAUAGAUUGGCGGCAAAGUUAGGUAACGCCGACGGAUGCUACAGAGCAGGUGUUUCUUAUGAGUAUGGGCGUGGGGUUCCUGCUGGUAUAAGUCGCAGAGAUUGUCUACUCAAGGCUGUGCAGUACUAUGAAACUGGGGUCCCUCUAUCUCGAGAACAGACUGGAAGCACCUGCAGUAUGUACAAAUUGGGCAUAUUUCAACUAAACGGUUUAAUAGAUGAGGAAACUGGAACUGUGAUCGUUGGGCAGGAUGUAGUAUCCGCAGUGCAGUGGUUCGAAAAGGCAACAGAAAACGAAAACAUAGCCUCCCCACAAGCCUUGUUCGAAUUGGCUAAAAUUUACGAGUAUGAUACAUUGCCACCUCAUAUACAACAGAAUUUAAAAUCCAGCCAUAUCCCCCAGGAUCCUGUAAUGGCACUUGAGCUAUAUAUCAAAUGCGCGUGCAAGUGUAACUAUCCGUUGGCGCAAUGGAAGCUAGGGCACUGUUACGAGUUUGGGGAACUUAAUUUACCGUUUAGUCCGGCGAAAUCCUUGGCUUGGUAUCGUCUGGCUGCUACAGCAAAGCCAAGAGGUAAUGCUAUGGCGAUGAUGUCCUUAAGUGGUUGGUAUCUGACAGGGUAUCCUGGGAUUUUGUUACCCAGCGAUGCUGAAGCCUUUGCGUGGGCUGCAAGGGCCGCUCAGGCCGCAUCUGGAAGACUAGCGAAGGCAGAAUACGGAUUGGGGAUUUUUUACGAGCAUGGUAUCGGUUGUGAUAGGGACCUAAAUAAGGCCCUUAAUCACUUUAACCGAGCUGCGCGUCUGGGUCACCGGCGGGCUAUAGAACGACUAACUAUCGAACAACAAUAG
Eremothecium sinecaudum is the source of this 1584-nucleotide messenger RNA. It is a transcript of the gene ACK1, whose product is annotated as Ack1p. Bases 1 to 1584 code for a protein of 527 amino acids. Gene Ontology annotation, molecular function: protein binding. Lineage: Eukaryota; Fungi; Ascomycota; Saccharomycetes; Saccharomycetales; Saccharomycetaceae. The transcript has a single exon. The record is from RefSeq and is a predicted model, not a curated record.